AGAUAGCUAUCAUGAAUCAGAGGAGAAGGAAGAAGAAUCUCCAAGUCCCAUGUUAAACCUCAGUGUCUUUGCUUGGUUAGAAAACUGGAAGGAAUUAAAGUCGAAGUCUCUGUCUCAGGCUUUUACUUAAGUGAGCCUUUUGAUGCACAGGCUGCCUGGGUACUCUACCCUCACCGAGGCAUUCAUAGAGAUUCUAAAUUCUAGAGGGCAUGGGAACUGUCCCAGAGAACAACACCAGGGACUACGCGUUAACUGAAGUUAGAAUUGAUAACAACGUUUCAGUGUCUUCCUUCGGGGGCAAUGCAGUGAGAGCCAGCUGUCACUCAACAUAUACAGAGUCUGUAUGGUAGCUGCACAAGAGGGUUAUGGGACAGAGAGCUUGAUGAGUUCCUCUACAUUGACUUGUCAGCUGUGACCUCUCUGAGGAUGUGAUCUCAGCUGCCAUCUGAAAGGCAAGAAGGAGCCAACAUGUGAAAAUUUGUGGAAAGGGAACAUCUGGUACAAGAUCUUAAGAUUACACGGACUAUUUGUUUCCUAAUCCUUCUUAAUCUCUCUGGCGUGUAUUUCUUAAAACUUGAAGAGGGCACACUCCUUUGGAAAGAAGGAAAAUUGCUUAGGACAGAUAUUAGUAAACAACUCUUUCCUAUGGACCUUUGAUGUCUUGUGAAAGUAGCAAUUAUAAACGGACUCUAGUGAAGCUGUUUAUUCCAGCAAUGCACCUUCUUGAUUUUUAAGGCUUUCCCUCAUCAGGCUGACGGUGGCUCACUUCACACAUACCACUCAAGACCUCUGUGCAGUAUAAAAUAGAAGAUCAAAAGCAGGCUUUUCAUAAUGAGCGACUCUUCUCUCAUUUGAAGGGUUGAAUCUUUUCUGAAAAAGUUUGGUAAGGCCAGGCAUUUGAACACUCAGUCACAUGCAGCAGAACCAGGCACAUGGAGGACAGCUGACUCCACAGAACCAGGGCCUUGGGCUUUAAAUGAGCUUUGCCUGCAUGGAUGCAGCCUGCCAGCCCACCCAACAGUUUUGCAAUGGAACGAAUAUGGUUGCUGUUGCUUCUAACAAUUGGAGUGCUUCUGGGGUCUGCUCAGUUUAAUGGCUACAACUGUGAUGCCAACCUCCACAGUAGAUUUCCUGCUGAAAGAGACAUCAGUGUUUACUGUGGGGUGCAGGCCAUUACAAUGAAGAUUAAUUUUUGCACCGUGCUGUUCUCGGGUUAUUCUGAAACCGAUCUGGCACUGAAUGGAAGGCAUGGAGACUCCCACUGCAGGGGGUUCAUCAAUAACAACACCUUCCCCGCAGUGGUCAUUUUCAUCAUCAAUCUCAGCACCUUGGAGGGCUGUGGAAACAACUUAGUGGUAUCCACAAUUCCUGGAGUCAGUGCUUAUGGAAAUACAACUUCAGUACAAAUAGGAAAUAUUUCGGGAUACAUUGAUACUCCAGACCCACCAACAAUCAUCAGCUAUCUACCUGGGCUUCUUUACAAAUUUAGUUGUAGUUACCCACUGGAAUACCUGGUUAAUAAUACCCAGCUUGCCUCGUCCUCAGCGGCUAUUUCUGUGAGAGAGAACAAUGGUACAUUUGUCAGCACUUUGAAUCUGCUCCUUUAUAAUGAUUCAACCUACAGUCAGCAGUUAAUUAUCCCAAGUAUAGGAUUACCUUUGAAAACCAAAGUAUUUGCAGCUGUACAAGCCACUAAUCUGGAUGGCAGAUGGAAUGUCUUAAUGGAUUAUUGCUACACAACCCCAUCAGGGAACCCAAAUGAUGAUAUUCGAUAUGAUCUCUUCCUUAGCUGUGACAAAGAUCCUCAGACCACCGUCAUUGAAAAUGGCAGAAGCCAGCAGGGCCGGUUUUCCUUUGAAGUGUUCCGAUUUGUGAAACACAAGAAUCAGAAAAUGUCCACCGUCUUCCUGCACUGUGUUACCAAGCUCUGCAGAGCUGAUGACUGCCCCUUCCUUAUGCCUAUUUGCGGCCACAGAGAAAGGAGGGAUGCGGGGAGGAGGACCACUUGGAGCCCCCCCAGCACGUCUGGAAACGCCGUCCUCUCUGCUGGUCCCAUCAUUACUCGGAGUGACGAGACUCCAACCAACAAUUCACAGCUUGGCUCUCCAAAUGAACCUCCUUUCCAGCUGAAUGCUGUCACCAGUGCACUGAUAUCGGGAAUGGUCAUUCUGGGAGUCAUGAGCUUUUCUCUUCUCCUGUGCUCACUGGCCCUUCUACAAAGGAAGACACCCACCAAUUUGGUGUUGAAUGGCAUAAGAAACCCAGUCUUUGAUUGACUGUAAUGGUCCCUCCUCUUGAAAGAAGGAUUCACUGACCAUAGCAUGGGUGACUGGUCAGUGUUUCAUCCAAAUUGAAUGCCAGCCAGCAUUUGAUAUUUGUAGGUUUGAUAGGUUUCACAGUGUAGCUUGUUAGCCUAAUGAUAGCAAAAGAAUUGUGGUGAUAUUGUUCUUGUCACUAUGUAUGUGGCCAGCUCUUUUUGUUUGGCACCAGUGGGUAUAAUGAGAAGAAGCAAACAAUAUUCAGGACUUAGAUCAUACAGGAUCAGUCAUAUUUCAUUUUAUUUUAAUUUUCUUUUGAUUAAUGGUUGUUAUAGAGAUAAAAGGUAGGCAUAGAAAAAAGUACAUUUGUUGCAUUUUCCCCCCUAAGCAUUAAAACCCAAUGUGAUGGCAUUUAGAUUUGUGUAUGUGGUCCUAAAAUGAAAGUUCCUUUUUUGUUUUAUUCCAGAUAAUUCCAGCUUGGGGAUAUGUUUUAAUUGGACUGGCCAAUGUGGACACCUGAGAUUUAAUUACUCAUUCUAUAACCUGUGUUUUUGGCUGAUUUCCAUGUCUGAUGACAUUCAUUAAAAAAAAAAAAAAAACAAAACACCAACAACAAAACAACAAACUCUUGGGAAAUGUAGCUUAACCUAGAGCAUCUACUUGUGUAGCAAACAGUAAAAAUAGUCAUUAAUCUCUAAAGGAUACUAAGUGACCCUAGAACAUUAUUCAUUUGGUUAGAAAUGAAUGUGAUCAGUUUUCUCCUGGUUCAAGUGAGAACAUCAGCACAUGUUGACUCUCCUCCCAGGUAAACAACUCAGCUGCUUUUGCAGCUGUGUUUCCAGCAGUGAGGCAAAGGCAAAGAUCAUUCUUCAUUCAGGAGCCAUUACAGGAGAAAACAAACCAUAGUUGUGGGAGAAGACACUGUCCCCACACAUAAGUACAGUGUUCCCAUGGGGGAAUUUAAGAACCUAGUUUCCUUUUCUCCCCCCGUGACAACGAGGAAACUGGGUAAGUUCGUUUUGCAGAACAUUGUUGGAGUCUCUGAAAAAAUGUCCUUUUCCCACAAAUUUCUGAUGCUGGCUAAACAAAGAAUCUGGAGGAGCCCUACUUUCUAAGGUGUCUUCUUGAAAAUGUCAUGAUUGCCACGGAAUAAACAGUAUUUUCCUAUAAUAAUAAACUGCAAGAAGCAUGUGAUCCUUUAUCAGUUUUGUAAAAAAAAAAAAAAAGUUUCAAAGCCAAGGUUUAAGCAGCCUAUGUUCUUAUAAAAAAAAAAAAAUCAACCUUCUGUUUGUUCAGUCUAUCUACACAACUGAAUAGAAGAAUUCAGUGACAAACAUCAAAACCUAGCAUGUGUGGCUACCAGAAGUGCUAUGCUAACUAUUACAACUGCUGUAGAGACUAAUUUCUAUUCAAUAUUUGUGACCCAUUAUUCAGAACUUAAUUUACUAUACUAUAUGCAAAUCAUUAUGCAAUCUUAAAUUUGUUUCAAAUGAAGUAGUUAUGCUCUGAAGUUAAUAAUUAAAUCAAUCACCAAAUCAAAAAACACCUUUUCUCCAAUUUGCCUGAACAGAUCAGAAGAAAGUGUUUCUAUUAUGAUAAUUAGCCAUAUGAUUGCCUCACCUCUCUUUUUCAAGGUGUGGAUACAGUCAAAGUGAAAUGGGAUCUGGAAAGUCUUUGGAUAAUUUAUUUGAUAUUAAAAAGUAACACUUAAAAAGCCAACCUCUUCUUCCCUGUGUUACUUCAAAAUCACUUUGAAGUGACCAUUCUGAACUUUUAUCUGUAUUAAAAUUUUGUUUUCUACUUUAAGGGGAAAAAAAUCCUACAGAAAAAAAAAAAAGGAAAGACCAUGCAUGCUACCUA
Molecule: messenger RNA, 4118 nt
Organism: Canis lupus familiaris (dog)
Lineage: Eukaryota; Metazoa; Chordata; Mammalia; Carnivora; Canidae
Gene: ZPLD1
Product: zona pellucida like domain containing 1
Exons: 18
Coding region: 996-2276 (426 amino acids)
Cellular component (GO): cell surface
Source: RefSeq, a predicted model, not a curated record